AGCAUCACAAACAUCAUUAUGAGCGAAACCAAAGUUGUCCAUGUGUAUAUAUUUCUGUGUCUAUGGCUUUAGAUUAAUUCAUCCAUCAACUCACAAUCAUCAUUCAACUCCUUAACACAUCUGUCAAUCAUCAUUCACCAUUUUAAUUUAAACCAACACAAUCCACAAUGGCUGCCCUCAAGAACAUCGUCAUUGCCGGUGCCUCUGGCUCUCUCGGCUCCAUCGUCUUCAAGAAGUUUGUCGAGUCCGGAAAGUUUAACAUUCGCGUCCUCAAGCGCGCUGGUUCUGCUUCGGAAUUCCCCGCUGGCACCGAUGUUGUCGAGGUCGACUAUUCUUCGCUCGAGUCUCUCAAGUCCGCCCUCCAGGGCCAGGAUGCCGUCAUUUCUACUCUCACAACUCUCGCCAUCGACGCUCAAUUGACAUUUAUCGACGCCGCCAUCGCUGCUGGCGUUCAGCGCUUCCUCCCCUCUGAGUACGGCUCCAACUUGGACGUCCCUAGCGUUCGCCAACUUCCCGUCUUCGCCCAGAAGGUCAAGAUCCAGGAUGUCCUCAUUGAGAAGUCUAAGUCGACGCCUCUGAGCUACACCUUUGUUUAUAACGCCGCCUUCCUCGACUGGGGACUGCAGCACAACUUCAUCCUCGACCACUCUCAAUCAAAGCCUAUCAUUAUCGACGGCGGCGAUGUUGAGUUCAGCACCACUACUCUUACCAGUGUAGCUGAUGCUCUUAUUGGCGUUGUCAGCCACCCGGAUGAGACUAAGAACCGCGUCGUCUAUAUCCAUGAUCUCAUUACUACCCAGAACAAGCUUCUCGCCCUUGCCAAGCAGGUUGCUCCCGAGAGGUCUUGGGCACCCAUCCCUGUUGCCCUGGACGAUCUCACUGCCAAGGCAGAUGAGAGACUGGCCAAGGGACUUUACGAUAUGGAGACAUUUGCUCCUUACCUCUUCCGUGCUAUUUUCGACCCCAAGAGCGGUGGAAAGUUCGAGAAGACCGACAACGAGCUCCUCGGUGUCAAGGGCAAGACGGACCAGGAUAUCAUUGAGCUUCUGAAGCCCCUGUUGAAGUAAUUGGUCCGAAAAAUUAGAAAUAGCUCAUGAAGCUUGAUAGAUUAGUGACAAAAGGCGUUGAAUAUGCCCUAAAAUGAAUUCAAAUGUUCCAAAAC
Ilyonectria robusta is the source of this 1162-nucleotide messenger RNA. RefSeq lists its product as uncharacterized. The record is from RefSeq and is a predicted model, not a curated record. The transcript has a single exon. Bases 168 to 1067 code for a protein of 299 amino acids. Gene Ontology annotation, molecular function: oxidoreductase activity. Lineage: Eukaryota; Fungi; Ascomycota; Sordariomycetes; Hypocreales; Nectriaceae.